Molecule: messenger RNA, 8458 nt
Organism: Schistosoma haematobium
Lineage: Eukaryota; Metazoa; Platyhelminthes; Trematoda; Strigeidida; Schistosomatidae
Exons: 2
Coding region: 3724-4614 (296 amino acids)
Source: RefSeq, a predicted model, not a curated record
CCAUCCAGUGCCCCCGGGUUUUCAAUGGUGGUCUAACAUCUCAAUUUAAAAAUUUUGUUUCGUUUUUCUGUGGUGUUGAAUAAAUUUACUUAGUGAAUGAUUCAUUUUCCACUAUUUUUUUAAUAAUAAGAACAAACUUUCUUGCAGUAUUCCACUGACAAUCAUUUUUGAUGAAGAUGUAAUCUUUUGCGUUUCUUUAAACCUAUUUUUACAUUGCUACAUAUUUCUAAACUAUGCAGGAUACAGACUCAUUUACCGAACUAAUUUUCUAUGUAUAUCCGUACAAAUCAUUUUGAAUUCCUUUGAUUUGUGGAACUCAAAGCUGUUUAUUGCGAAACAUUUAACACACUGUCAUGUUUUUAUUCAGUCAUAAUGAAAUUGAUGGUGUUUGAGGUAUUUCUAGUGAUCUUGUUAUUGUAUAGUAAAAAAGGUAGUUGGCAAAAUCUGCAAUAUAGAAGAUAAUUAAAUUAUCUGAUAGCAGAUUUUAAAGGGAGCUAUAUUACUUUUCUAAAUUAUUGUAUAGUUGAAAUAAUAUUCGACAAACUGUAUGUUGUAUUGUAUUACCAUAAAAGAUCAUGUGAUACAAAUAAUAAUAAUAAUCUGAUCUGAUCUGGUGUUAUCUGGAAGAAUUGAUCACGAAAAGGUCAAUUAAUAUUGGCUGACCUAAUAAACAACAUAAUCCUUGAUAGAAUUUCAGUGUCGAUGACUCAUGAGCGUGUUUAUCAAAGACUAGGAUUAGAUGUGAAAGUGUAAGUUUAUUCUAGGGUCCCACAUGGGAAUGAAUAAUAAAGUUAUAAUUCAUAAAGCGAUAUUAAUCUAAAAUAAAUGAAUGUUGAAAUGUUACAGUUAAGAGAUGUAUUUUCGCAUAUGAUGAAUGUAUUAGGGUGUAACAGAGGCGAUGUUAUUUCCUAGAUAUCUAAGAAAUAUAUUUAUACUGUACACCAUUUUAUUCAGUUGAACGUUUCAUUUAUAAAUCAUAAAUCAUUAGUGUCAGUAUACAUUAGACUAUGUAAAAUAUUCUAAUUAUAAUAGUGUUUGUACUUGUCAGUUUGAGUGAAUAUUUAUCAUUUGAAUCAAUUGAUAAUAGUAAGAAUUCACGAAUGGUUGUUCAGUUUAUUAGUCAUAUUCAACAAAUUCGAGAUUAUCCAACUUGUUUAGAAGUGACAUGUUCCGUUGUAAUAAUUUAGAAUUUUGUUUAUUUGAGUAUGUGUAAAUCAUAAAAUUGUUUGUUAUAAUAUUGUUUAGCAUAUAACGGUAAUAGCACUCUGAAGAAAACCAUGUUCGUAUUAUCCGACAACAAUCGAAGAAAAUUAUCCUUUCUCUUUGAUCAAUAUGUGUAAGUGUUUCUGAACAUUUUAUGCGAUGCUUGUUGUGUUUAGGUCAUUGCAACUACCAAAAUAAUGUUUAGUGUAGUGAGAAGAAAGUUUUUUAAUUAUUAGCUUUAUGUAGCUAGAUUUUUAUCUAGAUCAUAUCGAUAUAGAAAUGAAAUUUAAAUGUGGUGACUGGAAUAGUUUAUUAACUUUAGAACCCUUCAAGAAGAAUGAUUUGCUGUUGCUUUAUAGGGUAUUUUAUGUCCCUAAGGAUGUUUUGAGUACUCGUCGGUUCGUGGGAAGUGUUUAGAAAUUUGAUAAAAUUUGAAUAUAUUCCAUGCAAUUAGCAGUUUAUAGAACCUGUCAAAAGAAUUAUUGAAAACGAAUAUGUGUCAAGGUCUUAUUCGAUACUUACCGAUUUUCAUUCUGACUUGUUUUCUUGAGCUUAUACUAUCUCGAGGUUUCAUGCAAAUCUGAAGAAACUCUAUUUUUUAUCGAACUUAUUAACUUUUAAAGUAAAACUUUUUUCGUAACUAUCAUCCUUUGUUUUCUGUUGGAAGUUUGAGAAUUGAAGGUUUCUGUGAUUCACGACACUUUUCGAGAAGUUUGUAUAUAGGCGUUUAUGCACUAAAAGUACUAAUAAGAAUGUGAAAAUUCUCGAAACAAUUUCAAGAGUAGGAUAAUUUGACAAUGUUAUUUCGGAGUUGUUUUGAUCUCUGACGUGGAUGUAUUACUUGUGAAAAGAAGCACAUGGUGAUGAUUUUGUUCGGAAGAACAAUGAAAGCUGAAUGACCAAUCCAUCCAGCUCAGAGAUCGCAUAAUUCCCAUCAUCCUCAUUCUGAUAUAAAUAUUCCCCAUGAUAAUGUAGUACGAUCAUUCAAUUUAGUGAGUUUAUGGUAAUCCAUAAAUUGAUUGGCGAUAUAAAUAAUUUUUUUUGCUAUUCGGCAUGCUUGGCUAUAUCUUUCAUAAUCAUUAUACUGUUAAGAACGGGAUAUCAAGCUUUCGGUUUAUCUGCAUAAAUUGAUAAUAAAUCUACUCUUACAUUAAAAUUACCAAUUUUUAUACAUUAGCUUUUGAAGAUUCUUUGAGUUUCGGGAGUUUUUGCGAUCUUUCAUGAAGUCAGGAUCAAUUUCUGUCAGUGAACUACAUGUAGAACUCUCAAGUCUUGUUCAGAAAGAACCACUAUCUUCUCGUCGCCGUAAUUUACUUUAAAUUUUUUUGAUUUAUGACAAAUAUUAUAAAUCAUACCACAUUUCUUAUUAAUUCAUGUUAAACACUUUGAAUUAGCGAGCAUUAAUCAUCAUCACUUUGUCUAGUUUCCAUUGGUGAUUGAAAUCUAUCAAUCACAGUCUCAAUAUGGUUACAAAUGACUUACAUACUCAGUUUAGGGAUGAAUAAGUUGCAAAUAGUCGGUAGUAAGUCCAUAAUAUAUUUUUAAUACUGAUUGAUAUUUAUCACGGGUCCUGAUCACGGAGUUAUUUCACUCAUAGUCAUAGAUGUAGUAAUAAAAUUUAGAAAACGAACAUGUAGAUUAUUAUUUCGAGUUAUCCAAUACUUAAAAUUACAUUUUAAACGGCUGUUACUGUCCUUUCCUUAAUCAACUUGUUUGAAAUCAUGGAAAGUAGAUUUGUAGUUUUGAUGAAACUCGUGACUAACAUGAAAUAUAAAGUUAUUAUUAGGAAGAAGUAAUAACGUAACUGUAAAUUAGACACAUUUGUUGGUUAUAGCAGUUUAAUUUGAUAAUAUUUUAAAUAUUAUACAUAUCAAAAUGGGGGUUUGUGGAGAUUGUAGUAAUUUAAUAGUUGAAUUCAUGGGUUGACUUAAUUUAGAUCACCAUGAAAAACCUGGAAGCAUUGGACGGCCAUUUUCUCGUCCUCAGCAUGACCACACACUCAGGAUUUGUUAAUCGAUGUUCCAUUUAUUCUGAUUUCUCUACUGAUCACUAUGAGUAAAACACUUAAAACUCAGUCUAUUCAGAUAUAAUUCUGAUCUAUUUUUGGUCAAUAAUAAAUAAUCCUUACUCUCUUUCUUAUGUCAUGUAAAUCACAAGUUCUUGUUGCAAAUAUCCGUUUUUCUAGGUUAUAAAACUUAAGUUUAUCACUGUGUUAAUAAGUUUUAUCGCAAAUAUAUUAGCAUUGUGAACGUUUUUCACAAAUUAUAAAGUCUGAAAAUGUCGAAUCACGUAGCUAAUUGACCACGUUAACUAAAUCAAUUUCAAUCAAUAUUUUUUUAAAUUCUCGUGAUCGAUCUAAACACAUGCUUCAUAGUAGUGAAAUUCGAACUAAAAUUAUUAUUAUUUUUGUAUAUAACAAAACUUUUAUUCUCAUUCAUUGUUGACAUGAUUUACUGUAUAUUUUGCUUUUGUCAAUUUCAGCUAUAUACUCAUCAAUAAUCACUAAGUUUAGAUUUAUCAAUGAAUGAUAACGUAAAUUGUUCAAAUUUGGAUAAUUAUUCAAUAAUACCUGCUAUUUUAAUUGAAGACUAUUGUGAUUCACAAGCACUGCAUGGAAAUUCCGGUGAACGAACUCCAAUAAGUAGUCAUGUUGGAUCAAUAACAAGUGAUGAAUUAAGUGUAACAAGUAGUCAAACAAGUCAAAAACAAAAAUCGCAUUUAUCUGGUCGUAAACUACGUUUAAGAUUACAGGCUUUAUUGCGAUCAAAAACAGAUAAACAACAAUUAAAACAACAGUUUAAUGAAAAAAAUGACAAUAAUACCAAUGAAAUGAUCACUGGUUCAUCUGCAUAUACAAGUAAACACUUAGGAACUGAUGUUUAUGAUGGUGCAAAAUCAAUAAAUUAUGAUGCAAUACCACCAGUGCCAAAAUUUCAUGAAACCAGUCCUGAGCACAAUUCUGAAAAUGUAUUUAAAUAUAGUAAUAGGGCUGAUGAUCAGAAUGAAACUGAAGAAGUUGUUGAACAUGAAAGGAAGGAAGAUGGAGAAUCAUCAAUAUCGUUGUCUUAUUCUGAUAAAUAUAAGAUGAAAAAUAUUUAUCAGACUCAACCAAAACAUCAUGCUGAUCCGUUAUAUGAAAAACAUCAUGUUAUUUUAGAAGAAAAAGCACUAAUGAAUACUGCAAAUAACUUUUCUACUGGAGGACAUCAUGGUCAUCAUCAUCAUCAUCACCACCACCAUCAUCAUCAUCAUAAAACGCGAUCAAAUAAAAAUUCACCAUCGAAUUCACUAAACGUUUUACAGAAUGACAAUUCUACUUCCUCUACAAGUAAAAAAACAACUGAGAAAAAUAAUUCGAAGUUUCUGUUCGUAAAUCUGGGAAAUUCAGAGUUCAUUUGUCAUGUUACAUAGAUAACGAAUUCAUAGUAAUUUGUACAAUACAGUUUUAUCGUUUUAUUUAGUUAUUGUAAUUGUGAACUGUAAAUGUCAUAAAUCUGUUACAACUUGUGGCCUUGUGCUCUAUUGAUAUAUGACGCAAUGAUUUCACCAAUUAGUGAGCAGUGAUUUAUCGACUGGACUAAUGACGCGUAAACCCGUACGAGCUAUCUAGAGUCCUUAUCAGUUCUUUUUCCUAACUAGCCCUGACUGUUAAGUCUAGAACGACAAUCUCAGCCUUCGCGAUAUGAAUCAUGUAUUCCAAACAUACUGGGUUUAUAUACAAACCGAACAGACCACAUCGUAGCAUAAAAUGGAAAAUAACAUUUGCACAAGAUCAAGCCGACAGUGGCUGUGAAUGCGAGAGACUGUAAUUGAUAGACUGAACAUAACUCAAGAACGAUAAAUCGCAUAAUAACAGUCUGUGGGUCAAAAUAAAGCUCGUAAUAAGUGGAGUAUAGAUAUAUUCGAUCUAGCUACUGAAUAGUUAUACAUUAAGAAUAUAUGUAUAAUAUUUAUUCAUAAAUAGUUCUGAAAAGUUACCUUUCUUAAUUCCCCCCAGGAUAUAACAAAAUCAUAGUAGCUUGCCAUCACACAAGCUUGUGUACGUUCAAAUUAAUUAAAAGCUUUAUGUAACCUAUUUGAUAGAUAAUGUGUUAUUUUGGUAUAAUUUGUCUAUCAUUUUAUAGGGAUCUUUAUUUUUGUAUAAUUGAGUACAUCUCAUUGAAUGCACGCUUCAACCGAAACAAUUAUUUUUCUUACUCUCUAAAGUACGAACUGCUUAAACGUUUUACGACUCAUUCGAGUGUACAUAUCUAUCUUUGAGCCUAGGGAUUAGGUUAUACGACAUUCAUUUUUAUUCAGUCAUUGAUUAGUACUAGAAACUCAGUGUUGCCUUUUGCAUAACUCAUUGAUAAUAUCCAUAUUUGUAGCAUUCAAUGAAACUGAUUCAAAAUAAUGAACAAGCACUAUAAUUCCAAUUAUUAUUUACUUGAUGGAUUUUAACAUCAACAAUUACCAAUUAAUUUUCGACAAAUUAAAUAAUUCUUAGAUGGGAUUCUCUAAGUGAUGUAAAUAUCAAGAAAGAUUAUUCUUAAACAUUGAGAUAACUUUAUUAUAACGAAUAUGAUUUUCUAUGAACAAGAAAAAUUAUAAGCAAAACUAGAUAGUGGCUAGCAAUAGAAUCCAAGACGCAUGUUUUGUCUUAUUUAGAACUCGUCAGCUGGAUGUACUUACAUCUCAAAACUCAUAGGAUGCACAUAUACCAAUAUAAAACUGAUCAAUUACAGUCCAAAAUAACAAUGGGAAGAUACAAGUUUGCUAGGUUUUAAACUAUCACGAGUUCACUUAAUCUGCGAACGAAAACAAAGACCCAGUGACCAAAGACCAGUAAGUUAGCCUUUUGAUGCGUCCCAGCCCCGCUAACUAGAGGGAGAAGUUCAGGCUUGGAAUGGGAAGUAUAUUCUGCAAAACAGACAGAAACGAGCGAUAACAACAAACACAAUUCAAAACGUAUAUAUAUAGUGCAAAACCGUCUUUGGGGAGAGUUAUCAAAUAGCAUACUAAAAGACGCAACAAACCAAUAGCAUUUAAGAUAUUUCCCAGUGGGAAAUACGACAUGAAGGUGACAAGAGCACCUUUGGCGAGAAAACAAAGAAAUUCAAAUUUUCUAAAUAAAAUUACAAAAUCAAGUCCUUCUUCAAGUGAGUUCUGGGGAUCGAACGUCUCCAACAAAAUUAAAUAACAUCAAGUGAAUUUGUAAAAAAAAUUAUAGUUUGUAAAUUUGCAAUGCAAAUUAUACAUAAACAAUUGUAUUAAAAGUAAUGUAUGUAUAUGACCUUAAAUAGAUAAGAUUAAUCAUGAUAAUGAUGGGUAACUAACAUAAAUAGAAAGGAGAAAAUUUGUUAACUUAAUUUAUAUCUUUCCAUGAUACAGUUUUUUUUCUGUUUUUUUUUUAAUUUAAUGUGAAAUGUUUACUUAUUUAUUGAUUUUAAAAUGAAAUCAUGUUUCGUUUUCUAUUUCUCACAUUAAAAUUUAUUUUAUUUUUUGUACUUUUUCUUUCUACUAUUUAACCUCAAUGUAAUUUGAUUUUGUUGUUAAUUGAGAUUUGAAUAGAAACAAAUGAAAAAAAAUUUAUUUUUUAAUUAACAUGUUUAUUUAAUUUUGUUAAGAUGAAACUGAUGAAAUUAAUUUUCUCAAGAUUUACUUAUCUGAAUAAAUCAUUUAUUGAAUAAAUUGUAUAUAUAUAUGCCAUGAUAAUUUAUUUUUCACCAGCUAUGUAAUUUAUCUUAUUAAAUAGUGUUUGAUUCUCAUAUAAGUUUAUUGCCUAGCAUUUAGCUUCGUUCUACUUCAUGGUUUUGAAAUGUGAUCUUUCAAUAUACUUGUAUAUUUUGGGAUCACUGAGUAAGCAUAAGUUACUAGGUAAAUAUAGAAAAUUGAUUGAUGUGAUAGUGAAUGUUUAUUGACUGAAAUGGUUAGGAUAUAUGUUACGUAUGCCUGACUACUGUCUACCUCGAUGAUCAAUAUUGUCUGGUGUAGGAGUAGGUUGAAAUAAUUUGGGGAGUAGCCAAAUCAAGAUAUAGCCUUAGGUUAUGAAGUCACUGUGUUGUGCCGGAAAAAAAAGAAAAAUGCUGAUCAUUUAUACUCGUAACGAGGGACCUCGGCAAUUCCCACGAUGCGAAAGUAAGAACACAAGACUGGUAUAAGUGAAGAUUUAUUAGCCCAAACACUAUGACAACGAUGAAUCGAAUAUAGUCUAAAAUACACUGGUUUAUAUAUUGAUUGUACACCCACUUUGAUUAAUAAUUAGGAUUAGAUCACAUACUCAGUUAUAACAAAUCACUUACUGAGCAUAGUUCAUGUCGAGUGAAUUCAAGAAUAUCGUAUAUUAUACAGAAAAAAAUAUUAUACUGGAAAAACAAUCAAAUACUACACUGAAUGAUUCUCGUGUUAAAUGAAAACGGAUGUAAUAUUGAAUAUAACUCAUGAUGAGUAAUUCAGUCGAAAAUUGACUUUUCUUUCCAUCAUAUCAAGUAAUAAAUAAUCUACUGGGUAUAACUCGGGUCCUAACACACUGAUAAUUGGAUCAUGUCAUGUUAUGCUAAAUAGUUGGGGUCUGCAUAAUUAUUGUAACCAAUGGUUAGAGACUCUGGAUGACAUGGAUUAUAAUAGUUCGUUAUGGUCUACGUUUACUCACUCUUUAUCUUUUUUUAAAAACUUAAGUCUUGAAGUUUUCUGUACCUUUUUUCGCUUUUUCUAUACAUAAACUUUCCUACUACUAUUAAUCAUGUUACUCCUUCUACUAUUCUGGGACUUGUCUUGAAAUAUUUUUAUCUUUGUUUGCUAGUGUAGUAUGACAACUUGGAUCAACACAAGUGUGUUUCAGAUUCUAUAUUGCACAUGAAUGACUAUAUGUAUAUAUACUGAAUGAAUAGGCCAAAAAUUGAUCAUGUUUGAUUGUAUACGUACUUUUAAUUCAAAAGCAUAUACAAUUGACUAGGUUUGUUUAUGUACAGAUUCAUAAUUAAUGAUUUUAUGCAAACUAGAUAGAAUAAAGGCCAGUAAUAAUGACCGUAGGACUUCCCUGGCAGAGGCUAUAUACGCGUGGCCAUGUGAGUGCGUCUCGAGAGGGAGAGCGGACUCACCCCACUCUCGGCCGUACCAGGGCAUUUGGGAGCCAAAUCAUGAUAAUAAGACUAGUAUACUCAAUUUCUUUCUGAAGUACAUGAAAAUUAUCAGUUUAACAAUUAUUGAGGUUAUAUUUAUCUACGCCUCUUGCUCCCGUUAUAAGAACAUAGACUAUUUACCAGAAUAAUUAUUG